Cryptosporidium muris RN66 is the source of this 1599-nucleotide messenger RNA. RefSeq lists its product as uncharacterized. The transcript has a single exon. Lineage: Eukaryota; Apicomplexa; Conoidasida; Eucoccidiorida; Cryptosporidiidae. Gene Ontology annotation, cellular component: membrane. Bases 1 to 1599 code for a protein of 532 amino acids. The record is from RefSeq and is a predicted model, not a curated record.
AUGCAUGACUUUACCGAAAGAUUUAGGAGAGGCCUGAGGCUAAUAUUUAGACGUUACCAAUGGGAAUUCAAUUCGGCCAGUAUAAUACCAAGGAUUCAGUUUAGAUUUAAAGAAUUUGACCCAUCUCUCUAUUUCUGCUGUUCUUGGUUAUUACCACAAUGGGGUUUACUGACAUUUAGAAUUUUAGUAUUCUUGUACCUACUUGCUAUGACUGGUUGGGAUAUCUAUCACUACUAUUCAAUCGAUGAUCUACAAUUUUGGGCUGUAUAUGUUACUAAUUGGACAUAUACAAUUGUAAUACUAUAUUACCUUACUGGGAUAAUAAUAACAGAAAACUCUUACUCCCACAAUAUAAAUAUGAGAAGGUCACAGAUACAAAGAAGACAUUCAUGCGUUGAGAUGUAUAGAGAAGUUACUUCUACUCAAGAAGAAUCCCAAAAUGCAACAGAUUCUUCCUCAGCUUAUGAAAGCUGUGAUAAGGAUCACAAAUAUGACUGUCCAGAAAUAGCGUGUGUUACUUCAUCAUAUCCAACUAUGGAUGUAAAUAAUAUGAAAAAGAAAAUAACAAAUGGUCCAUAUAUGGAAGAUAUGAACUUGGAGAAUCAAAAAUUGAAUGCCUCUAUUAGUAAUUCAAGCGUACAGUCAGUAUCAACAUCUCAUGAAUCUCCUGUAAGUUCAUCAAGAAAUAAAGAAAUAAAUAUUACUAUAAACGAAGAAUCAGUUCCAAAUAUAUCCACAUACAAUGAUUCAGCUAAUAACAUUGCUUUUAAUACAGAACUAAUAAAUACUACGAAUAAAGGUUUGGAUGUAUAUCACAGUGCACAAAGAAGUGGAUAUUUAUCAUCAUCAUCAUCAUCAACAAGGGAUCAUUCCAGCGACAGCCAUAGUGCAAAAAGUGUUAAGAAGAAAGUGAAGAUAAGAUCAAGGAGUACAAAUGUAUUUGUUAGAAUUUAUGAAUACUUGAAAAGAAAUGAAUUCAAAGUUAUUAGGACACCCGAUGAUGAACAUCCCAUCUUGGCUGAUCCAUUCGACAAUUUAAAUGGACUUUCUAAUUCAAAUGACUUCAGAAAUAAUAAUUUGGUUCAGAUUCCAUUUCGUUAUCGCUUGAUAUGGGUACUUUAUUCUAUUUCAUUUCCUGCAACCUAUAUAGUUGCAAUUGUAUAUUGGUCUAUGAGUAUUGUAGCUCCAACAGGAAUUGAUGGAUUCUCAUAUUUAACUUUCAACAAGCAUGGCAUUGUGGCAUUUUGUAUAACUCUAGACACAUAUUUUACCACUAUUCCAUACUUCUUGGCUCAUGUCUUAUUCCCAUUUAUGUUCUGUGUUACAUAUUUGGUAUUUACUAUUAUAUACUACUUUUUAAGGCUACCUAAUCCUCAAGAUCACCGAGAUUUGGGUUUUGUAUACUCUGCAAUAAACUUUGCAAAUCCCUUAGUAUCUGCUCCUUGUAGUAUUGCAGUGUUUAUCUUAGUAUUUAUUGUUGUAACUGUCAUUUGGUGUUUUGUUGGAUUUAAUAGAAAUCAUCUUGUGGAUCCUCUUCCAAACCAACAAAGACAUCCAGUUAGCAAGAACAUCCAUACUCAAAUAAGUAUUGAGAAUUAA